Messenger RNA from Aspergillus alliaceus, 1235 nucleotides. RefSeq lists its product as uncharacterized. The transcript has 5 exons. The record is from RefSeq and is a predicted model, not a curated record. The coding region runs from base 24 to 869 and encodes 281 amino acids. Lineage: Eukaryota; Fungi; Ascomycota; Eurotiomycetes; Eurotiales; Aspergillaceae.
AUACUAUCUUGCAAUCUAACACAAUGCAUCUUGCGUGGUUAACUUUUGGUGCUUCCAUCUUCGCGCUCACGGCGGCCCAGCCCUUACAGGCUCGGCAAGAGGAACUCAAAAAGGUGAAGCUCAAUGACGCGCCAGCAGCUUUGCAAGAGUAUACGCGCAAGUUCAACUCUUUUGUUGGUCAGUUGGAUAACACCUGCCAAGCUGAAGUGGUGACCCAGCGGGUUAUUCUUGCCCUAAUUGGGUCAGAGGAAAGCAUUUCUGACUACGCUGGGCUAAUACGUGCCGUGGUUCACGGCCUUCCAGGUGACUGUCAAGGGAAGCUUAAACACGCUAUGACGCAGCCGACGGCGCUUAAUUCUAAAUUACGUUGGUUUGGCAGCUACGAUUUCUGUUUCCGAGAUGGCACUGAGAUAGACUGUGGUACCAAGCGAUACUGUGAAGACCAACGAUAUCGGGAAUUCUUCGAGUUCUAUGAGAGCCCCGAGCAGUGCCUGGCUGCCAGGAAGUCACCACAAGGCGCGUCACCGAACGCAGCAGGCUCUGAGCCUCCGCUUUCCAGUUCAACUCCAACAAAAACUGCCCACAUCCCGCUGAAGCCAUUCUAUCCUGCCCCAACAGGUAUUCAGUUUACAACUUUCAAUCGCGGCAGUGAGGAGGUCUUAGGGACCAAGGUGUAUUGUGCUGAAAACCAAUACCCAUACACCGAAGAAGAAGGAGAAGUAUUCAAAGAUGAGAAAGAAUGCUUGGCCGCUAGAGAGCCAGAGCCAAGCUCAUCAGCUGAACCUUCUCCCAGUCAGGCGACCGAUUCCAAUCGCAUAAUAUACCCCGAUGAAUGGGAGCGUAUCUCGUCUGGCUCCACCAGUUCUUAGCCUGAUAAGGCUUGUUAGAAGAAUGGAGCUAGUCAAAAUUUGUAUUGGUUUUCUGAGAUCUGUAUUCGGAGCCGGGCUGAUCUGUGUUGGUCAUCAAUGGCAAAUCUACCUUGGUGCGAAAACAUAUACACAUCCGGAGGAGUGACGUGCAUAGGCUGAUUCAACAUCUGCAAAACAAUCAUGACCAGUGAUCCUUGUUGUACUAGUGUACUAUGUCUUGCACAGAUAGAUUCAACAUUUGCUGUGAAGUUUUACUAUUCUCGCUAAUAUGCAAAGCUCUUGACUUUGUAGACCUAUUAAGGGUAGCUGGAUAUGCUUCACUGUAAGCUAGUCAGAGUAUUCGUUAAUACUAUUGUGGAAAAGAUA